CCUCGUCACAAUAUCCCAAAAGGAACCGAAAACGAAAACUCAUAAAGCCAAAGCCUUUCUUCUUCUUCUUUUCUUCCGAUUAUUCCCAAACACAAAAAUACUGCUGAGGAAAAGCAAUCCACACGAUUCGAUUCAAAGUUUUCAUUUUUUCUCUAAAAGUUUGGAUUUUGAUUUCGUUGCUGAACGGAAAAAGAAUCAGCUCCUUUCAGUUUAGGGUUUUGGGUUUCUGUUUGGUCUCUAUCAGAUGAUGUGUGAGGAGAUUCUUCCUCUGUUUGUGUCUGUUUCAGAUGGAAGACAAUGAUAAGUCUCCCCCUAAGGAUUACUAUAAGAUUCUAGAAGUUGAUUACGACGCAACUGAGGAAUUGAUCAGACUCAAUUAUCGGAAGCUUGCAUUGAAGUGGCAUCCUGAUAAGCACAAAGGCGAUAGUGCAGCUACAGAAAAAUUUCAAGAGAUUAAUGAAGCUUAUAAUGUGCUGAUGGACCCUGCUAAACGUUUUGAGUAUGAUUUCACUGGUAUAUAUGAGAUCCACAAAUACACUUUACGGGAAUAUCUCGCCAGAUUUAAGGGAAUGAUACUCACUUGCAAUGGGCUCGGUAUCAGCCAAUCCUCAUCACCAUGGACACAUCAAUUGGCUGAGACCACCAAACAACAGACGAGCAAGGUUGGCUUUCUUUUUCUGUUCUCUCUUCUUGGCAUUUCGAAUUUACUAUGUAACUUUUUCAAAACCCAUUUACGACCUAAACUCUUGGAUCCAUUUCUGUACUCAUUAUCUUCACAGGAUACUGUAUAAACUGAAGCAGAAGUUAGAAGAGGGCUGUAAAACUGUACAAAACUGGAGCUAUAGCGCUUUUAUCGCGCAUUGAUGAUAUAGUGAAAUGCUUUGAUUAGGUCUGUUGUAUUGUUUCUUUAUCAAUGUAGAAUUAGAGAAGCUUGUAUUGUCUCUGGCUUCUAUUAAUACAUUCACACAUUGGUGAUGGUUCAAAUCUUUUACCACUCUACUAUUCUCAUCAUUCAUGGUUUUCCAGACUUGAGACAAAGUGAAUAAUACAAUCUAUGAAA
Arabidopsis thaliana (thale cress) is the source of this 1060-nucleotide messenger RNA. RefSeq names its product Chaperone DnaJ-domain superfamily protein. The transcript has 6 exons. Bases 288 to 791 code for a protein of 167 amino acids. The record is from RefSeq and is marked reviewed. NCBI's taxonomy places the organism in Eukaryota, Viridiplantae, Streptophyta, Magnoliopsida, Brassicales, Brassicaceae.